This is a messenger RNA of Colletotrichum phormii, 1922 nucleotides long. RefSeq names its product major facilitator superfamily transporter. Lineage: Eukaryota; Fungi; Ascomycota; Sordariomycetes; Glomerellales; Glomerellaceae. Gene Ontology annotation, cellular component: plasma membrane. The record is from RefSeq and is a predicted model, not a curated record. Bases 384 to 1829 code for a protein of 481 amino acids. The transcript is spliced from 4 exons. Gene Ontology annotation, biological process: pantothenate import across plasma membrane. Gene Ontology annotation, molecular function: pantothenate transmembrane transporter activity.
AAAGACCGCCUAAGCGGUUCCUGUGACGCUGAUUAUCCCCUGAGGCCUGGUCUCGAUUGCCAUACGGGGGAAAAACAACGCCAGCCCUAUCGCAAGACCCCUGCUAUUUAUUCCUGUGACCAUAUUCCUUAUCUCUUGGGAGAUACCGGCCCGCGAUAAGUGUCAAGCUUGACUCUUGACAGUUUGAAUCACAGCUAGUAACGAGGUGCAAGGAGUCUGUGCCUCUGCGGCCCGUUAUUCAUAAGAACUUGACGGUCAGGGUUCAGGUGCAUCUUCCACGGUGAACGGUGUGCUCGAAUUGUCACCGCAAUCCAUCAGUUAAUUCGCUGAUAGUACGGAGGUCUGACUCUUUACUGUCUUCUUUGCCGAACGCAUUGCCCAACAUGGCGUUCGAGAAAGUCCGCCAAUAUUUGAACGUGCAGUACCAGCCAGGGGAGAAGAAGCUGGUUUCUAAGAUUGACUUCUUCAUCUUGACAUUUUGUUGCUUGAGUUAUCUGGUCAAUUACCUUGACCGUACCAAUCUGAACAAUGCAUACGUCUCCGGUAUGAAGGAGGAGUUGGGCUUUGUGGGGAACCAGCUCAACGAGAUCAACACAUGCUUCACUGUCGGCUACGUUAUCGGACAAAUCCCCUCCAACCUAUCCCUUCACUAUGUCAAGCCGCGCAUCUGGUUCCCCCUCAUGAUGAUCAUCUGGGGAGGCCUUACAAUGUGCACCGCCAGCGUCCACAGCCCGCAAUCCAUCAUGGCCAUCCGCUUCUUCCAAGGCAUCGCAGAGGCCUCUACCUUUGUCGGAACGCACUACAUCCUCGGCGCAUGGUACACGGAGCGCGAGCUCGGCAAGCGCAGCGGCAUCUUCACGGCCUCCGGUCUCGCGGGCACCUUCUUCGGCGGGUUCAUCCAGACCGGCAUCCACAGCAGCAUGAACGGUCUGCACGGCCUCUCCGGCUGGCGCUGGCUCUUCAUCAUUGACGGGCUGAUGACUGUGCCUGUCGCGAUCUACGGCUUUGUGUGCUUCCCCGAUACGCCUCACACCACGACAGCGUUCUACUUCACGGAGGAGGAGAAAGCUCUGGCGCGGUCCCGCGUGCCCGAGAUCCAGGAGCGUUCGCCGCUGACGUUCCGCUUCGCGAAGAAGGUGCUCACGUCGUGGUACUGGUGGGGCUUCGUCAUGCUCUGGAUCAUUGCCGGCGAGACAGAGUCCUUCAGCACAAAUUCCCUCUUGGGUCUGUACAUGAAGAGCCAUCCGACAAAUAAGUACACUGUCGCCCAGCUCAACAACUAUCCGACAGGUGUGCCCGCCGUCGGCAUCGUCUCGACGCUCUUCUGGGCGACCCUGACGGAUUUCCUGGGCGGAAAGCGGUACCUCGUCGCGUACUUCAUCGGCAUCACGGGCGUGGUGACAUCUGCGAUGGUUCUCGUUGCAGCUAGAGACCCCACGAGCGCGGGAUCGACGGCGGUGGUGUUCGGCGCGUAUUACUGGGCCGGAGCGGUGUAUGCGUGCCAGGCUACCUUUUUCGCAUGGUGUAAUGAUGCGAUGCGGUAUGAGGAGGGCAUCUUCCGCGGCGUCGUUCUCGCGGGUAUGAAUCUGGGUAGUAAUGCCGUCAACGCGUGGUGGAGCAUCAUCUUUUACGGCGCUUCGAUGGCACCGUGGUUUACCAGGGGUAUGUGGGCCAUGAUCGCCAGCUCCAUUGCCUUGAUUAUCUGGACCAGCGGGCUCACCCUGCUUACGCAUAAGGAGGAGAAGCGACAUGUGCUUAAUGCUGAGGCGGGGGAGACUGGGUCCAUCACGAAGGGACCUGUUGCGAAGGAUGACGAUGAGCAGGUUUGAGAGUCCUCAACCGUGCGAGAAAAAACCGCGGUACUGUAGCUUCUAGCUACAGAAGAUAACAUUGCAGUAAAGCUAAAGUGUUCCUGGCCUGAG